This is a messenger RNA of Talaromyces atroroseus, 975 nucleotides long. RefSeq lists its product as hypothetical. Gene Ontology annotation, molecular function: oxidoreductase activity, acting on the CH-OH group of donors, NAD or NADP as acceptor. The coding region runs from base 1 to 975 and encodes 324 amino acids. The record is from RefSeq and is a predicted model, not a curated record. The transcript has 4 exons. Lineage: Eukaryota; Fungi; Ascomycota; Eurotiomycetes; Eurotiales; Trichocomaceae.
AUGGCAUCCCUCUUCUCUUUACAGGGAAGGACAGCCCUGGUCACAGGAGGGACGCGGGGUAUUGGUCAAGCAAUGGCUAUCGCGCUCGCAGAGGCUGGGGCAGAUGUUGUUCUAGUACAGAGGGACGAGUCCAACACUGCAACGCGAGAUGAGAUCGUUAAUAAAAUUGGCCGGAAAGCCUUGAUACAUGUUGCUGAACUAUCUGACCGUGAAUCGGUCAAGAAAAUAAUCCCUGCGCUGGUUGAGCAGGGUGUUAAGCCGGACAUCCUCCUCAACUGCGCCGGAAUUCAGAGGAGACACCCGAGCGAGAAAUUUCCAGAUGAAGACUGGGAUGAGGUCAUCAACAUUAACCUUACUUCGGUCUUCACACUUUCGCGCGAAUUUGGUGCCUAUCUGCUGUCUCGGGACGCCUCAGAGUUCCCUACGGGUCGACGAGGCGCAGUCAUCAAUGUGGGCUCGCUACUCUCUUACCAGGGAGGCAUCACAGUCCCGGCGUACGCAGCAUCGAAGGGUGGAGUAGCGCAGUUGACAAAGGCCUUAUCCAACGAGUGGGUCUCAAAGGGUAUCAAUGUGAAUGCAAUCGCGCCCGGUUACAUUGCCACGGACAUGAAUGUCGCCUUGAUCAACGAUGCGAAUCGCAAUACCAGCAUUAUGGCCCGAAUCCCUGCCGGCCGAUGGGGUAGGCCCGAGGAUUUCAAGGGGGUCGUCGUUUUCUUGGCCAGCGAGGCUAGCAGCUAUGUCUCUGGAGAGAUGAUUACCGUUGACGGUGGCUGGAUGGGCCGGCGUACGGCUGCUGCCGGCCAAUCAAGAGCGCUCCGCCGGGUUGUUCCUGCGUCGUUUGAGACCCGGCAGGAACAACUCAAGAGAUCUCCGCCAGUCCUUGCAGCAGCCAUCCUCCAAGGCCAAACUGCCCAGCCAACUCAUCUUGUCGCGAUUGUGAAGGCUCCGUCCCUUGGUUCAUCUCCCCUCAAUUGA